CGCCCCCUGGCGGGCACGGCGCCGGUCCCGCGGCCGGCAGGGGGCGCGGCGGCGCGCGGCGGCGGCCAUGUCGGAGCUGGCGCGGGAGGAGCUGUCGGCGCUCGCCGCCAUCUACUGCGAGCCGGGCGCCUGCGAGGUGCUGGCGGCCUCAGAGACUCAUGGAAUCUCAUUUAGAAUUCAAAUCAGUGUGAAAGACCUGCUGGAUAAGGAUAUACUUUUAAAGCUGUUAUUUCAUUUACCAGUCAGUUACCCAUCAACUCUACCAGAUAUUUCUGUUAACUCAGACCAGCUUACAAGGGCUCAGUGUAUGGAUGUGAAAGAGAAAUUACUUGAACAGGCAAAGAAGCAUCUUUCUGAACCCAUGGUACACGAUCUGAUCCUUUGGGUACAGCAGCAUCUUAAAGAUGUCAUUAAGCAAUCAGCAACAGUUUGCAAUGAAAAAACUACUUUGUCAAAAGGAACAGAAGAUGGUAUCUGGAUGCUCCUUUUGCAUUUAGAUCACAUGAGAGCAAAGGCAAAAUAUGUGAAAACUGUGGAAAAAUGGGCUUCAAAUCUAAGGCUGACUGGAAGACUGAUGUUCAUGGGCAAGAUAAUAUUGAUUCUUCUUCAGGGUGACAGGAGCAGCAUUAAGGAGUACUUGAUUCUUCAGAAAACUUCUAAGGUAGAUGUGGACUCAAGUGGAAAGAAAUGCAAAGAGAAAAUGAUGAGAGUACUGUGUGAGACAGAAGUACAGUCACAGCAUAAAAGGUUUCAGACGUUUGAAGUCAAAGAAUAUUCAACACCGGAGGAGCUACAAAAGGAAUUUGAAACUGCAGGACUUACAACUCUUUUCUCUGAGUCUGUGCCUCCUCUCCUAAAAUAAAAUUAAAAGAAAGCCCUGGACUUUUGACCAAAGCAGUGGUUGACUGCAGAUGCUGAUGGAAGAUAAAAGGACUAAUGUAGCAAAACAAUGUUAAAAAAUACCAGUAGUAGUCAUCCCUUUGCAAGAAGAAGGCAAUUAAUACAUUAAGAACUGAUUUUUUUUUUUACGUUUAUGUAUUAAAAACUUUUUCUAACCAC
Prinia subflava (tawny-flanked prinia) is the source of this 1059-nucleotide messenger RNA. RefSeq names its product RWD domain containing 3 (gene RWDD3). The record is from RefSeq and is a predicted model, not a curated record. NCBI's taxonomy places the organism in Eukaryota, Metazoa, Chordata, Aves, Passeriformes, Cisticolidae. The coding region runs from base 68 to 862 and encodes 264 amino acids. Gene Ontology annotation, biological process: positive regulation of protein sumoylation; positive regulation of hypoxia-inducible factor-1alpha signaling pathway. Gene Ontology annotation, molecular function: protein binding. The transcript is spliced from 4 exons.